AUGCGGCCGUAUAAUACCCGUCACAAGACGCUCUCGCUGCAUUCGCUGGGCAUUCACGUUCCUGGGUCUCAUACCGGCCGCGCGCCUGCGAAUCGUCGAGCCUCUUCAAGCAGUACCUCUCCCGUCUCCAUGGCUUCUCCUGCAUCUCCCUCAAAACAACCCCAACCAACGACAAAACGGCUCAAGCGCACGUACAGCGAGUCCUCUGAUGAUGCGCCUCAAAUCGGGCGCAUGGCAAAGAAGCGCGAGAACAAUGCCAAGUUCGAUAACACGCCACCACCGUCACCCCCGGCCGAGCGCCCCUCCAUCGAGAUGGGCGACGAGGAGAGCGCAGACCCAGAACCAAUCGACAUGAAAAGCAUCAAUGACGAGAUCGUUGAGGCGGUCAUCAUCCAGCUGCAAAGCACAGGGAAUCGCCCGCACCUGGUAAAGGAGCUGGCUGCGAUUCUGAUGCCACAACUGAAGAUCGUUCAACAAUCUGCGAACCCGUGUGCCAUCAUCUCGUCGCGCCUGGCUGCGUACCUGAAGAGGUCUGAUUGGUCUUCAGCCGGGCGAUGCCCGUUGGCGAAGGAACUUGAGACGGUUCACCCCCGGCGCACAUACUUUUACCUCACCACCUGCGCGCACCAGCCACUGCCGGACACUACGCAGGGCUCUCCAUUGAGCCAGCUCGCGCAUAGCCGUACUAUGGCCUCCCCGAGCCCGUCAAGCGCCCCGUCCAUGACCGCUGACGACUCGGAUUCGGAGAGGCAGCGCGAGCGCAGCCCCAGCCCCGAGGUUGACCUGUCCAGCCCCGAGUUCGACGACAUGGAUGACGAUGCCGCCAUGCCCAGCACACCCAUUGGCUCGUUUUCCAUGCGCGGGUUCUACGUGCCGCGCCAGGUGCACAGCGGUCGUCACGGCCGUGCCGGGUCGCCCCCCUUGGAGAAGGACGAGAAGGAGUUCACUCAGACGGCGGAUGGCCUGCAAAGGAGGAAACUCCACGGCGAUCCUGCCCCGUCGAAUAACGCGCACGCGGCCGACCAGACGUCGAGCUUGAUGGAUCUCGAAAGAGACGAGAGCUCGCUGUUUGGCACCGUGAGCGCGUUUUCGGCGGCUUUUGUCUCUAGUCCGGCGAUUCGGCCGUCAGUCGUGCCUCUCCAGUUCGGGAGAAAAGACGGCGACCUCGACAAUUGGACCAAACUUGAGGGUAUGCUGGAGUGGGAUCGCAGUCCCGAGAGCAUUGAGCUCGACGAGCUUGAUGGGUUGUUGAAUGACUACUGA
Dichotomopilus funicola is the source of this 1263-nucleotide messenger RNA. RefSeq lists its product as uncharacterized. Bases 1 to 1263 code for a protein of 420 amino acids. The record is from RefSeq and is a predicted model, not a curated record. The transcript is spliced from 2 exons. NCBI's taxonomy places the organism in Eukaryota, Fungi, Ascomycota, Sordariomycetes, Sordariales, Chaetomiaceae.